Molecule: messenger RNA, 2855 nt
Organism: Harpegnathos saltator (Jerdon's jumping ant)
Lineage: Eukaryota; Metazoa; Arthropoda; Insecta; Hymenoptera; Formicidae
Gene: Prosalpha3
Product: proteasome alpha3 subunit
Exons: 8
Coding region: 209-2650 (813 amino acids)
Biological process (GO): ubiquitin-dependent protein catabolic process
Cellular component (GO): proteasome core complex, alpha-subunit complex; proteasome core complex
Source: RefSeq, a predicted model, not a curated record
GAAGCCUCACCAAGGUCGAGACACGUGUGCACUGAUCGUUGUAUCGAGAUUAAACUUUGCUCUCCUUCGUUUGAUUCAAAUUGAAAAAACUAUUCAUUGUAUGUUGUAUAAAAACGUGCUAGAAUUUUUCAAAAGUGAGCCGACUUAGAAUUUCUAAAAUCAGCAACCACGAAAAGAGACCAAAAGGUGUAAUCAACGAUCGUGUAACAUGGAAAAGGACAUCCUAGUUACCUGUCCUUACAAUAAAUCACAUCGUAUUCGUCGAUACAAAUUAAUGUCACAUGUAGCAAAAUGUAAAAAACAAAGUGAUACAACGAACAAAGUAGCAUGUCCGCUGAACAGUACUCAUAUAGUAGAUCGGAAUGAUAUUAAGAACCAUCUUGCAUCUUGUUCAAACCUUGGAUCUUUGGUACAGAGCAAUGUUGAGAAAGAGAUAGACACAGUGUCAAUUGUGGAUACAGAUACGCACAAAAUAGAUGAAAAUUGGGAUCUGGCACCAGAAUUUCCAACAUAUGAUCCGAUGACAAGUUCAGCUUCGAAAAAUGUAUUACGAUGUGUGAAUGGGUUGACAAAAUCAGAAAGGAAAAAAUUUAGAAUGAAUGAACGAGUUCGCGUUGCAAACCUUAAUGGAGAAAGUAGUACCGUCAAGCAAAUUCCUUUGCUGCAUGAAGAGAAGAUUCGUGAGAUACCAUUGCGUCCUCCAUAUGGCACUGCACAGACUUUGUUGAAUAAUGUAACAGUCAGUCAGAAUUCUAACAAAAGUGCAUAUGAAAAAGAUCCUGCUAUAAAUACACAAGCUACAACAUCAGCAAUUGAGGGAUUGCAUGAUUUACAUGAUUUACAUCGAUUUACACAAACAUUCAACGAUGAAAUAUUUUCUAAUUAUGAGCCUGAUGAUAAUUUGAAAAAUAAUACAUUCAUCAGUAAUGAAUGUCAUGUAACAUUUGAAGAUAGUAUGAAAACAAAUAAUACUUUUAUGCAGAAACUAUUGGAACUUUCAGCAGCUAACAAUGAUGUGUCAUACAGAUCUUUCAAUUCUCCGGGCCCAUCUACUAGAUAUGAGCCUGCGGGCUUUGGUAGAGAAGAAAAAAGUUUUUCAUUAAUUGAUCGAAAUCAAGAAGCAAAGAAUGAAAAGGAACAGAAAGAUGCUGUAAUUGAGGUAGAUGCAUCUUGUGAUAUAUUUGGUAUUAAUAAUUCGAAAAAAACUGAGCUCACUGAGAACGCUUGGAAUACGAGUGAACGAACCACCGAUAAGUUGUUGAAUUUAUUGAUUGACAAAACGGAAAAAAUUAAACUCAUCGAGAAGACGAAAAGAAACGAAGAAAGAGGAGGAAACAGGAAUUCAGGAAGUUCGAAAUUGGAAAAUAUAUUAUGUGAACUCAAUGAUCGAUUAGAUUAUCUGACAAAUGUUCAAAGCGCUGCUGUUAAGCAGAGUGCACGGCUAGCCAAAGAGGUGAACGAUCUUAAACAGCUGAAAAGUUGUUGCAAUAUUCAAUCGUCUACGAAUUUGAAUAAGACUAAGAUAAGUGUUGCUGCUAAUUUUACUAAACCAAUGUCACUGCUGGAAACAACGCGUUCAAUAGAUCAUAAUGUGUCCCAAGCAAUACCAGAGUUUAUGAAAAGUACAACAUUGAGCUCGUACAAUACAAGUAGAGAUGAUUGGUCCGAUGUAAAAGAUCAUAGCGAAUUGCAAAAACUUCAAACCCCGGAUGAUUUCUGUCCUCAUCGAGGAUUUACAGAGAAACAGAAGCCAAUCAAAAUUCGCGCCGUGAUUCACAUACAAGUAGCGCUAGUAGUGCUGGUGAUGACUGCGGAGGCAUUCCAAUUCGACGCACAAUACGGUUGGACACAGCCAAUCAAAUUAGUUAGUUGGGAAAGGGCACGUAGAUAUGACACACGUACCACAAUAUUUUCGCCAGAAGGAAGACUUUAUCAAGUUGAAUACGCUAUGGAAGCUAUUAGCCAUGCUGGUACCUGUCUAGGUAUAUUAGCAAAUGAUGGUAUUUUGUUAGCAGCUGAGAAACGGAACACCAACAAGUUGCUGGAUGAAGUAUUUUUCUCAGAGAAGAUCUACAAGUUAAACGACGAUAUAGUCUGUUCAGUAGCUGGUAUCACUUCUGAUGCAAAUGUCUUAACAAAUGAGUUGCGUCUCAUUGCUCAAAGAUAUCUGCUGCAAUAUGGUGAAGCUAUACCCUGUGAGCAGCUGGUCUCGUGGUUAUGUGACGUUAAGCAGGCUUAUACCCAAUAUGGUGGCAAGAGACCCUUUGGUGUAUCCAUCUUAUAUAUGGGAUGGGACAAACACUAUGGUUAUCAAUUGUAUCAGUCAGAUCCUAGUGGCAACUAUGGUGGCUGGAAAGCAACGUGUAUUGGGAAUAAUGCAGCAGCGGCGGUAUCAUCAUUGAAGCAGGAGUAUAAAGAGGGAGAGACCACCUUGAAAGAUGCGAUGGCAUUGGCUAUCAAGGUGCUUUCCAAAACAUUAGAUAUGAACAAACUCUCCGCUGAGAAAGUGGAAAUGGCGAUACUGACACGUGAGAACGGUAAAACAGAAACGAGAAUAUUGCCAGCGAGUGAAGUAGAUGCCUUGAUUGCGGAACAUGAUCGAUUAGAAGCAUUGGCGGAACAAGCAAAGAAGGACAAACAAAAAUUGUAAAAUUUCGUGUUAGAUAUGGGAAUAAACUGAAAAAUAUAGUGUGGUGGCAAAGUUUAUUGUAUCAGAAACUUAAAUCUUUGUAUUAUGUACUAUAUAAAUUAUCUUCUUGCUACACGUGUAUGAUUAAUUCUUACUGAUAACGGCGCCAUCGUUAUUAUAAGGUAAUGAAAUUAUACUACGCAUUAAAGCUUCUUUUCCAUAAACA